CAACCAAUAAGGUGUCAGAUGAUGGAAAAGCGCCUAGAGAACAGCCAAUCGUUGCUUGCGUAAUAACAUCCGUGGCCAGGAUGUUGCUCAGAGAAUCAAGAUGGCAACCGAGAAUAGUGCGAGUACCGUGUCAAACGAGAGAUGCGAUGUAAAUACUAAAAACCAACGGGUGCCAGAAUCUUUACUUACGAACUCAACGAACGUGAAGCUUGAGAACGGAUUGUCAGAAGUAAUCGCCAAGGUGGAAAGAGAUCACGAAGUGUUACAAAAGCGCGAAGUCGAGACGCCCAGCGGGACGCCCACGAUUUUCGCUACAGCGUCAUCGGCGAGCACUAGCACGGGCGACGGCGACAAUCCACCCGGGAGCCUGGCUGUUGCCAGAGCACCGGGGCAUGGCGAAGAAUCGGCUAAGAUCGAUGGGACUGGGGCUGUCAAUUCAACUUUGUCUCCUCCGUUGCUUACGGAGUCAUCACGUAGCAUGUCGGUUCACAGUCAAAGCAAAGACACAAACAAACUCAAUAAUCAUCACCGAUUGGAAUCGGACGGAGAACAGAAUCGAUGCCAAAUCAGACAGUUUUCAAAAACUACUAAGGAUUCCAUUCAGCAUUCUGUCCACGCCGACACAACUUCCGUUAAUCAAACGAUAUCUGAGAAUAAUAUGUCAACAUUUUCGAUGAAACUUGAAGGAUGUGGAAACGUUUCCAGUAAAACGCCACAACUCGGAGAAAGUCCACAAAGCAGUGGCGAAAUAUUCAGCAGUCCGAGAAGUCCCGACUACCCUCCACGGGUCUCAACAACCCCUAACAGUCCUGACACAACAUUCACUCCAACAACAACAACAGCCAGCACUAUUACCAAUUCCACAAUCAUUAUGGACACAGCAAAAUACAAUGAAGAGCACGUGAGCAACGAAGCAAUUAGUCCUGGUACACCAUUGCUGGAUGAACCCUUCUGUCCACUGUUAAAAGGCAGCAAUGUUCAAGCAGUGAUAGUGAAAACAGAAGCUGAUGUAUCGCAAAGUAUUGAAACAAAGGUUGUGACAACUAAACAAAAUUUUAUGGAAUCAAGUCCAUUAGAUACUUGUGUAAAGGAAGAACCACCUGACCAGUCGAACAAUUAUUUAAUCCCAGUGAAAAAUGAACAGUCAGAUAUUAGCUCAACGAUCGAUCCCAAGAAUGAAAUGGAUUCCAAGUGUCCAGGAUCUACAAACACAAGGCCUUCAGUCUCAGUGGCCACUCAUGGGAAGAGUCACUCCUCCUCUUCAUCUUCAAGAGAAAAACGAAGUAAAGAACACAGCAAUGAGAGACGUCAUUGUUCUCGUUGUUACAAACGUAGCAAAAUCAAACGUGCAAGUAUCGGUGUACAAUGUAGACGGGAUCGUCAUUCGCUCCCCCUAAACCAUAAACCAAUUUCUCAGUCUUAUCCAAAAUUAAACAUUCAUAAUAUGAGACUAAAUCUUCAAACGAAAAGUUAUAAAACCUUGAAGCAGUCAAGUGUCGAUGAUCCUUUGGAAGGUCUAAAAUACAAGAAGUACAUUCACAUAGAAACUUAUCCUAACGGUGGUGCUAGUGUAGUACACAUGUAUCAGGAUGAAAUAGAUGCAUUGACAAGUGAGCAGGUUGAGGAAUUGGCACAGGAAUAUUUUAAGGUGGUUUUUGGGGAAGACGAGAAUGGAAAUGCCUACCACGUCAUGGGGAUAGUUCAUAAUGCAGCAGCGUACUUGCCCGACCUCCUGGACCAUAUGGCUUACAACUAUCCAGCGCUUACCGUGAAAAACGGUGUGCUGGGAAGAAACAGCGAUAUCGAAACUACAACAAUGCUGCAAUACAAGGAGCAUGUUUGUAAAAGUUACAGUAACGGUACUGUAAGAUACGGACCACUUCAUCAAAUAAGUCUUGUGGGUACUGUGCACGAAGAGGUAGGCGGGUACUUUCCGGAUCUGUUACAGAGACUGGAAGAAAAUCCAUUUCUGAAAAUGACAAUGCCCUGGGGUCCGCUAUCAGUGGUCAGUAUGGAGACUCCACAAGAAUCGAAUGAUGGACCCAUCCUAUGGAUCAGGCCUGGGGAGCAACUGGUGCCUACUGCUGAUAUAAACAAAAGCCCAUGCAAGAGACGUCGAACGGGCAUUAACGAACUACGUAAUCUACAAUACUUACCAAGACUCAGCGAAGCUCGUGAGUAUAUGUUUGAAGACCGGACAAGAGCACAUGCCGACCACGUUGGUCAUGGUUUAGAUAGAAUGACGACGGCUGCCGUUGGAGUGUUGAAAGCAGUUCACGCAGGACAGACGUACGAAUAUAACAGAAUUACAAAAGACGUAGUUGCCUUCGAUGCAGGUGACUUUACUGAACUCGUUGAAAAACUACAGUUGGAUCUUCAUGAACCGCCUAUAUCACAAUGCGUUCAGUGGGUGGAGGAUGCCAAGUUGAAUCAAUUGCGUAGACAAGGCAUUCGCUAUGCUAGGAUAAAUUUAUAUGACAAUGACAUAUACUUCUUGCCGCGUAACAUUAUCCACCAAUUUAGAACAAUCUCAGCGGUAUCAAGUAUUGCCUGGCACGUUAGGUUAAAGCAGUAUUAUCCAGAGUCUAUGAUUAAUCUAAAUAUCAAACACAAUCGGGUCGUGAACGAAGCUGCACAUCAUUUUAAGGAGAAAAAAGGCAUUGAGAGGGUUAGUGUUGAUGAACAGAAGGAAAACACUGAUAGACAGUGCAUGGAACUUGAUGAGAAGAAGGCUAAGGAGCGCGCUGCGGAGUAUCAGGGCAAUCUUAAAAAGUCCGAACAACACGGUAAACGUAAAGAUGAUCACAAAAAUCGAGAUGCGCAUACGAGACAUUCUUCUGUCAGUAGCAGAAAAGAAGCGAAUAAGGGCAACGAUGGAUCAACUUCCUACAAGGAUGGAAAACAUUCAAAAAAAAGGAUUGUCGAACGAAAGCAGAGUUGUGAUAAGAGGGAUGAAAGACGGUGCGAUAAAAAACACGAAGAACGACAUCACAGUAGUAAAUCCAGUCACCAUAGUCACGGUAGUAGUAGCAGCAGUAGUAGUCAUCACUCCGGUGAAAAGAAGAAACACAGUAGCAGUAGCAGUAGUAGCAGUAGCCACAAGUCAGAUCAUCAUCACAGUAGAACGAGCAGUAGUAGUACCCCAAGUAAAGAAAGUCCACCAUCUAUACCGGAGUCAAGAUCAGCAACAAUCUUGAAGACGCCAGAGAGCUCGCCGAAAUCUUCUGAAAAGGAUGUUGUUUUGCCAGAGUUUUCCGUCAUGGCGCAUCAGCAACAGCAACAGCAACACCACACCAGUCAUGACUCAAUAAUUUUAGAACCAGAAAUUGUCACAGCCAGAGAAGAAGUUGGUAAAACCUAUGCAACGAAAGUUGUCGACAAGGCAUUGGAAAUCGCCAUUUACAAGUCCAAGACCGACGUUGAAGAAGUUUGCCAGUCUCUACGAAGCGGUGUUUUGGAGGCUUCUAAGGAGAUGCUUGAGAGAAUUAAAAAGGAAAGUUUCGAGAUCGCCCAAAAGAAAUAUAUAAAUGACAGACUAAGGCAAGAUAGAUAUUGUCAACUACUCGAGAAAAAGACUGUAAUGGCGUUUACAUCGAAGAUGGAGUGUGCUACGGAGAACGCAGUGAAGGCUCUUAUAGAGAUGGCUGAAGAAGAGGCUAAGGAGAGAGCGAAAAAUGAGAAACUCGAGAGUACGCCUCCGAGUGCUAUUAGCUCCGGCGAAGAGAAUAAUCAAACCUUGACACUUGGAGUAUCCACGAGCGACAGUGAGAAGCAGAGCACCAGCGGAAUAGGAAGUGCGGAAGAAAAAUCUCCCGAGCAUCAAAGUAUCUUGCCGGAAGUGGACAAGAAGCAUAGAGAGGAGAAGGAAACGAGGGAACAAAGGCACAGAGAACGAAGAGAGCGAGAAAGGAAAGAACGUGAGCAUAAAAAGCAGAGGCAUCAAAGUCCCUCUACGAAAUCAGAAAGUAAAGAAACAGAGAGGAACCGAGAAGAUUCGAUCAAGGAAUCAAAUCAAUCAGUAAGCGAACAGUCUUCGCCCACUAAAAUAUCCGAGCUUUUUGAUAAUAAAAACAACGAGAGAAGAUCCGAAAAACGCAAGGACAGUCAUCAUAGUCACAGCAAGGAUAGUUGUAAGAAAUCAUCGAAUAGUCGUAAGCAUAAAGAUGAUACCGGAUCUUCGAGUCAGUCACACACUUCAAGUUCGAGUCACAAACGAAAAUCAGGAUCGAGUUCGAGUCAAAAUCAUAAAGAAUCGAAAAGGCUGUGCACCGAGGAGAAUAUUGUUGCGCGAGCACCUGACCAAAUUUCUAAUAGCACGACCACAACGUGAAUUAGUUUUUUUUUUCUGGAGUUAGGACGCAAUUCCUAUAUAAAAGAAAUAACUUAAGUGAUACAUCGGAUGUCGAAGGAACCUUUUUUACAUUCGAAUGAAUCUCUUAUGAAUAGUUUUCAAGACCAAGCGGAACGAAAAUUUCUGUGAUCAAAGUUGCACAAUGGAUCGCAAUAGAUCACAACGAAAUCCUCACCCUUCUGCAUCCUCGAGCGCUCCAAGAAAGCAAACAAUCAUGACGUGAUAGUUUUACAUUAGUAUCCAUCGAUGAUACAAAUUAUUGAAAUUAUAUGAUUGUCUCAGCUACACUAUAUUAUGAUCAGAUUGAUACUCGCUUAUCGAUCACGUCGUAUUACAAUGCUAUUUAUUUUAUUCUCAAGAACUCACCGACUUAUUUAAGCCUUAAGCAAUUAAUCCUGCACACUUAUAAUUUUGAUAAUAACAAGGGUGAGGCUUGUGCACUAUGCAAUUCUAAAAUGAAUUACUUAAAAACAAUUUCAUAUACGUUUCUAUGCGAGAUGUAUUCACUGUAUAAACUGUCAUUAUUUACUACGUAUAGGAAUCAAAUAGGCGCGAAUACCCGACAAGCCGUUAAAUCGUUGUACAUUGUACAUACAUAGUAACACGCUGAUUGAGAUUAAAAGUAAUAUUUAUCUCGCGGACUAAAACUUGCUUGAUUGUACGUAAACAAUUUUUAAAGCAUCAUUGAGAAAAGAGCCAUCACGUGUGUGCCCACUUUAUGUUUCCUAUGGUGCCAGCCUGAUUGAUUCUGUCAUUUUACGAAAUUCAGAUUCAACUCUACGUGUACAUAAUAAAGCUUUCUCUCUCAUUACUAUUGCAUUUUCAAAGGAAACACCAUAGCCGUUAUGUGAACUGAGGAUAAAAGUCAAAACUUUGAUAGAAUUAAAAUACAUGUGAUUAAAUUAUUUUAUAGUUAUUGUGCGAAUACAAUAUCUCGAUUCCCUGCUAAUCAAAUCCUGUUAACAAAGGGAAUUAUCAAAUCACAAAUAUAUGCAAUUUGCAAAGGCUGCUUAUCUGCUGAAGUUUUGACGUGACAAAUUAUCAGAGCGACCUAUGUACUCCCAUAUAUAAUUGUACAAGCACGUGCCCGAAAUAGUCGUUAUAAUAAUGUAUAAUAUCUUUGUAAGCUGCACUUGUUAUCCGUUUGUGACAUGGCAGCUUAAAUUCCAAACACAUCCAAUUGAUAUUUUUUUUUUGUGAGCAUCACUGCACUAACCAAACGAAUCAUAAUUCAGAUUAAUUUGGUUAUUUAUAGUGAGGCUGUUAUUUAUUUGUUGUUCAAUCGAAUUGAUUGUAUAAUUAUAUUUAGCAUUUUUAGAGUGCAGCUUAUACACGAGAAUCAUAUUCCUUUUUCUCUGCAUUCUCUGUUUUUUGUUUUCUCUUAUAACAAAUUGCUCAGGCGUUCCCCAGACACUAUUGUCCAAUAAUUGCGUUACAAAUGGCAAUAAUUAAUACCGUCAUUAACUCAAAUUGUUUCACGAAGACCCGUAUCAUUUCAAAGUAAACCAAGUUAAAGGUAUUGUUUAUUAACAUCAUAUAAGCGAGCAAAAAAUAGCUCAUCAAAUUGUUGUACAGCUUAAAUUCUGUAGCAACGAUAGAUACUAUUACUAUUACCAAAUUGAAUAUCUUAUUUAACUAUUUAUAUAUUUUUACAUGUCUAUUACAUAAAAUCGUGGAACAGUGUCGUUAGAAGUCAAUGAUAUCUAUAUAUUUCAUAAUAUCCCAGUAAUAUUGAAUUGCUUGAAAAGAAAUUACGAUCAAUAAGACGACCCUAUACGUACCAUGUUUUCUUUUAUUGAUAAUAGGAACUUGAAAUAAUUCUGCUUAUGUUUAAGGUAAAGGGAUUAUUCGGGUGCUCUUCUUGGUGGUUGCUUUUUAAAUCG
Cephus cinctus (wheat stem sawfly) is the source of this 6234-nucleotide messenger RNA. RefSeq lists its product as uncharacterized. Gene Ontology annotation, cellular component: nucleus. The record is from RefSeq and is a predicted model, not a curated record. NCBI's taxonomy places the organism in Eukaryota, Metazoa, Arthropoda, Insecta, Hymenoptera, Cephidae. The transcript has 5 exons. The coding region runs from base 101 to 4330 and encodes 1409 amino acids.